CUAAAACAAAAUGGCGGAAGGAGAAAACAUGGAGAAUCAAGGCAGCCUUCUCGUUCAUCGUUCCCUCAGUGUGGAUACCUCCAGCCAGUCUUUAUUCUGGAAGCCAGUGAUGGUGUUUUAUCAUCCCUCCAUGAAGAAACUAGCAAAGGAUGUCGUUGAUCUCGGCCGUAGGGAAGCCAAACUGCCCAAACAUAAGAAUCAAUAUAGGUCUGUUGAAUUAUGCGAUUUCAUUCAAUGGAGGAAGUUUCGUGAUGGCUGGCCAGACAUUUUUAUUAACAACAUUGACCAAGUUGUUGGGAGAGAUGUUAUAUUUGUUGCAAGUUUUCACACGCCUGAAGUAAUGUUUGAAGAGCUUUCACUGAUUUAUUCGUUUCCAAGGUAUUUUGUGAGAUCUUUUUGUCUUAUUUUACCAUUUUUCCCAACGGGCACAAUGGAGAGGAUCGAUCAUGAAGGACAAGUUGUUACGGCAAAGAGUUUAGCUGUGAUGCUAUCAGCUAUACCACUAGCUGCUAGAGGACCUGCUCAGAUCAUCAUAUUCGACAUACACGCUCUUCAAGAACGUUUCUACUUCUCCUAUAAUAUAAUACCAAGGUUGCUAUCAGCAAUACCUUACCUCAUCAAGGAGUUGAAGAAGCUCCCCGACAAUGGUAACCUAGCGAUAGCGUUCCCCGAUGACGGAGCUCACAAACGAUUUAGUUCCUUAUUUCGUGACUGGCCGUUGAUAAUGUGCAUAAAGACGAGACAAGGGGACGAGAGGCAUGUAAUAAUCAAGGAAGGUGAUCCUACUGGUAGACAUGUUGUCAUCAUUGAUGAUCUUGUACAGACUGGGGGAACACUUAUUGAGUGCUCUAAGGUAUUACAGUCUCAAGGAGCUACGGCCAUUAGUCUCUUUGUGACUCAUCCUGUCUUCCCCGAGAGGUCAUGGGAGAAAUUCACAUCAAAAGAUCCAGUCCCAUUCUCAAACUUCUGGAUCACAGACUCCAUACCUCAUGCUCUGGAGAUUUCAGAACACAAGCCUUUUAAACUUUUAUCCCUUGCUGAGGCUAUAGUGGACUCUUUACUGACACUGGACCUACAGAAAUAAUAGCAAGCAUACAUGUAUCAAAGGGGAAAAUUUUCUAUCAUAAUUUAUAAACAUUAAUAAAGUUUCUGGUUUUGAAAGUUUUAAGAGCAAGAGAAUAUUACUUGUAA
Molecule: messenger RNA, 1191 nt
Organism: Amphimedon queenslandica
Lineage: Eukaryota; Metazoa; Porifera; Demospongiae; Haplosclerida; Niphatidae
Product: ribose-phosphate pyrophosphokinase 4-like
Exons: 8
Coding region: 11-1084 (357 amino acids)
Biological process (GO): purine nucleotide biosynthetic process; 5-phosphoribose 1-diphosphate biosynthetic process
Cellular component (GO): ribose phosphate diphosphokinase complex; cytoplasm
Molecular function (GO): magnesium ion binding
Source: RefSeq, a predicted model, not a curated record